AUGGAGUGUGAUGAUGGGUCAGAGUAUGACAGUGGAGGGACUCAUGAGCUUAGGUCAAAAAGAAGAGAAGAUAGCCCCACGGCACAAGUUGACGAGGGCAUAGGAGAUAACGAUGAGCACUGCAGUAGCAAGGAAUUAGAAGAUUACGUCGAUCCUAAGGCCAGCAAACAUGGAGAUGAAUGCAAAGACAAUAGCCUUCCUAGGGAAGGACAGUUCACUAACACAAUAAUCCAAAACACUAUCAGGGAUACAUCAGCCACAUCCAGGAGCAAUGCAAACAGCGGUGAUGGAUCCCAGACUGUACAAGUAGAUAUUACUGGAUCACAGAGCCAGUCAGUUGCUGCUGCAAAACAAGGGUGCAACCAUGAAGGGCAUGAUAUUAUAGAUGGCGACAAAGAAGCUCACACCGACGCCAUCACUGCUGAUAUAAGCACCAAGCAACUUGCCAAGACCACACAAGCAGCUGCGGGAGAGUGUAUCAACACCCUUCAAACGUCAUCAGAUGUUAAAAUCAAGGAGAGCAAAGCAUUCAAGGAUGCACCAGAUGCACCAAGCUUCUCCCUUGGCUUCAACGACAACCAGGAAAACAGUCCAACUAAAUCAUCAGGAGAAAUCACUGAGUCAAUGAUCAACAAGGCUUAUGAGCAAGCAAUGGAAAUUUCAAGUAACAAGACAAGAGAACAAACCACUGAACAACCAACACAUGAAGAUGACGAACCAUGUGAUGAGCAUAUCCUCAAAUACACACCAAGGCCUGAAGAGGACAAACUGUACACUGAAUUAUCCAAGUACGACAGGGCAAGAUAUGAACCUGACUUGAGAUCCACAGAAAUUUUUGUCAGUGCAUAUGAAAUAGCAAGAAGUUUGCUGAUGAACAGAUCCUUAAACACCAACGCAAUUCACAUGGGAACUUGUGUGCUCUCAAAUGACCCAAAGCAAAAGAGGAAAAAGAUUAUGUCUCCAUGGAUAAAAAUGAUGACCAAUGGAAUGUAUGACAAGCUGGUAGAGAAGGCCUUUGACUUCCUAAACACAGAUUAUGACAUGAUAUUAUUCCCAAUCCACCAAAAAAAUGACAAAGUACCAGACGCAGACGGCCACUGGUUUACAAUCGCAGUAAACCUGGAAGCCAAGAAGUUCCAGAUCAUUGACUCAGCAAGGGCACCAGGCAACGCUGAUUUUCACAUUUCAGCUAGAGUUCAUUGCCGGAUUCAAGCAAUUUGGAAUAAUUCUUUUUUUAAUCCAUUCCAGUCACGACUGUGGCUUGUUCACAAUCAAGGCAAUACAAUAUUGGGAUGGAAGUAAGUUGCCCGUGUUUAUAGGAUACGAUGAGUUCAAAUUGAGAAAGGCUGUGCUUUGGGAAUGGAUCAACGCCCCUAUAAACAUAGCAGACUGGAGGGGUGUGUUUCAUCCACUACUUAAAAGAAGAGGGAAGCUCAAAGACAGCUGAGAUUUAGCCAAGGAGCAACACUUUCUUUUCCAAGGAGAAUCACUUUCUGUGUAGCUGUGUCAAUAAACCACUUCUGUUCGGUGUAAUAUAUAAAAAAACAAGAUGUAAUCAGACACUAGUGGAAUUAUCUGACAAAUUCAGCACUAGUCGAAUCACUCAAUUCAAAAAGUUGUUGAAUGCAAAAGUUGUCCCUUGUCUGCAA
Molecule: messenger RNA, 1649 nt
Organism: Setaria italica (foxtail millet)
Lineage: Eukaryota; Viridiplantae; Streptophyta; Magnoliopsida; Poales; Poaceae
Exons: 10
Coding region: 1-1302 (433 amino acids)
Biological process (GO): proteolysis
Molecular function (GO): cysteine-type peptidase activity
Source: RefSeq, a predicted model, not a curated record